This is a messenger RNA of Gekko japonicus, 1953 nucleotides long. It is a transcript of the gene BMX, whose product is annotated as BMX non-receptor tyrosine kinase. The record is from RefSeq and is a predicted model, not a curated record. Lineage: Eukaryota; Metazoa; Chordata; Lepidosauria; Squamata; Gekkonidae. Gene Ontology annotation, biological process: peptidyl-tyrosine autophosphorylation; adaptive immune response; B cell receptor signaling pathway. Bases 1 to 1953 code for a protein of 650 amino acids. The transcript is spliced from 18 exons. Gene Ontology annotation, molecular function: protein binding; non-membrane spanning protein tyrosine kinase activity; ATP binding.
AUGGAAACCACAGAGAACAAACCCAUUCUAGAAGAGGUGCUGGUAAAGAAGUCUCAGCAGAAGAAAAAGAUAUCCCCAAAUAAUUAUAAAGAGCGACUAUUUGUUCUGACAAGAACAAGCCUCUCAUACUAUGAGUAUGACAAAGAUAAAAAGGGAAGCAGGAAAGGUUCAAUUGAAAUUAAGAACAUUCGAUGUGUUGAGACUGUAAAUCCUGAAGAACAGGCUCCUCUGGAGAGGCAGUAUCCCUUUCAGGUUGUGUACAAAGGUGGCCUGUUAUACAUCUAUACUGCAAAUGGAGAGAGUCGAAGACAAUGGCUGGAAGCUUUGCAUAAAGAGAUAAAAGGCAACCCGGAUUUGCUAAACAAGUACCACAAGGGAUUCUUUUCCAAUGGGAAGUUCAUGUGCUGCGAUCAGGCUUGCAAAUCAGCUCCUGGAUGCACCUUAUGGGAGACAUACUCCAGCCUUCAUAGUGCAAAUACUGCAGUCAAGCCACUCCCUCCUGUGCCAAGAGGGCAGCAUCGACAAGCUCUGGUUCUAACAGCUGACAGAUCAUUUCUGAAAGAAGCCCUGGCUAUUUAUAACUAUGAACCACAAGGAAACUCCGAUGUUCCUCUUGUCAGAGAUAACAAAUAUUACGUUCUGAAAGAUGAUGAUCCUGACUGGUGGCAAGUGCGGGAUUUGGAAGGAAAUGAAGGGUUUGCUCCUUGUGCCUAUUUGAAGGAGAUUGUCCAGCCAAGUGAUGAAUUAAGAGGUAUCAUGGAUACUGCUAAUGUGUCAUCCGAAGAAGAGGAAAGCAUUGAUAAAUUUGAUUGGUAUGCUGGUAAUAUCUCAAGGGGCCAGGCAGAACAACUGCUGCGGCAGAAGGGCAAAGAAGGUGCUUUCAUGGUUCGGAAUUCCAGUCAUGUGGGGAAGUACACAGUAUCAGUGCUCUGCAUGACCAGUAGAGAGAAGAAAGGAACCGUUAAACAUUAUCAUGUCCAUGUAAACAAUGCCAAUGAGUUUUACCUGGCUGAGAAUCACUGUUUUAGUUCUGUUCCCAGACUUAUUCACUAUCAUCAACACAACUCAGCAGGUGUGGUGACCAGGCUUCGCCAUGCAGUGUCGACAAAAACAAAGAAAGUUCCAUCUGCAGCAAUGUUGGGAAAAGGAUCCUGGGAGCUAAAGCCUGAGGAUAUUGUCUUGCUGAAAGAAAUCGGGAGUGGUCAGUUUGGAGUGGUGCAUAUGGGGAAAUGGAAAGGAAAAUAUGAUGUUUCUGUUAAAAUGAUCAAGGAAGGAUCAAUGUCUGAAGAUGAAUUUAUAGAAGAAGCUGAAACCAUGAUGAAGCUAAAUCAUCCCAAACUUGUUAAAUUGUAUGGUGUGUGCACAAAGACAUAUCCUAUUUACAUAGUGGCUGAAUACAUGGCUAAUGGCUGCUUACUUAGCUACCUGAAAAACCAUGGGAAAGAACUACAUCCUUUUCAGCUUGUGGAGAUGUGCUGCAAUAUUUGUGAAGCCAUGGCUUUCCUUGAGAAGCAUCAUUUCAUUCACCGAGAUCUGGCUGCUAGGAAUUGCUUAGUUGAUAGUGAUCUAACAGUGAAGGUGUCUGACUUUGGGAUGGCACGAUACGUGCUGGAUGACGAGUAUGUCAGUUCUUUAGGAACUAAAUUCCCAGUGAAGUGGUCUGCACCAGAGGUUUUUCACUAUACCAAAUUCAGCAGCAAGUCUGACGUGUGGGCUUUUGGAAUUUUAAUGUGGGAGGUGUUCUCUUUGGGGAAACAACCCUAUGAGCGGUGUGAUAAUACACAAGUGAUUGAGAAGAUUACCCAUGGCUAUCGACUUUAUCGUCCACAAUUGGCUUCUGAGGCAGUUUACCAAAUAAUGUACAGCUGCUGGCAUGAGUUGCCUGAAAAACGUCCCACAUUUCAUCAUCUGCUUUCCCUCAUGGAACCACACAGAGAAGAUGACCACCCUUGA